Molecule: messenger RNA, 3903 nt
Organism: Emiliania huxleyi CCMP1516
Lineage: Eukaryota; Haptophyta; Isochrysidales; Noelaerhabdaceae
Exons: 4
Coding region: 1-3903 (1300 amino acids)
Biological process (GO): sodium ion export across plasma membrane; proton transmembrane transport; potassium ion import across plasma membrane
Molecular function (GO): nucleotide binding; P-type sodium:potassium-exchanging transporter activity
Source: RefSeq, a predicted model, not a curated record
AUGGAGACUCCAGCCCAUGCGCCGCGUAAGGAUGCGGUGUUGCACACGCUUUCAAAGGCCUGGGACAGCGGCACUGAGUCAGCGAGCGGAAUCAUGCAGGGAGCAAAGCACCACCUGCUCGAGGAGCCCAUGCGCGAUGCCAUCAGGCAGGCCAUGGCGCCGCACAUGACCUACGCCGAGCAGGUGGAGGAGGUGCGGAAGAGCAACCGCAAGCAGGUCAAGGCUAUCGCGCGGGAGGUGUCGAUGCAGUUCAACAAGGAGGGCUACCAUCUCAAGCCGCUGGAGGAGGUGUGCGACGAGUUUGGCUGCGAGUCGACAAAGACCGGCCUCACGUCCAGCCAAGUGACGCGCAACCUCAAAAAAUUUGGAGCCAACGAGCUGGGCACCGACAAGCCGACGCCCUUUUGGGUCAUCUACUGCCGCCAGCUCUACCAACCGCUGAUUCUGAUCCUCUUUACCCUGUUCAUCCUCACCGUGCUAAACAUUCAGCGCGAUAUUGCAUCCCAUGGCCACCCGAAGAUCAAGAACUGUGUUAAGAUCACCGUUGUGACGACCGUGAUCCUCGUCGUCACCAUCCUCAAUGCGCGUGGGCAGUACAAUACCGCCAAUGCGCUCGCCGAGCUGCUCAAGGAGGGAGCUCAGAUGACGACGGUGCGCCGCGACGGCAAGGAGUGUCAGAUCGAGGUGCCCGACAUCGUCCCUGGCGACGUCAUUAUUAUGCGUUCGGGCGAUACCGUCCCGGCUGACGCGCGGGUGGUCAUGUCGGAGGACUUGCAGACCGUCGAGAAGACCCUGACGGGCGAGCCGCACGAGAAGACGAAGAAGCUCGAAGCAGCGGACGACCCGACCGCCUCCUUCCACGACAACCUCGUCUACUCCUCCACCGCUGUCGUCGGCGGCAAAGGAGAGGCCGUCGUCAUCCGCACGGGCCUCGAGACCGAGAUCGGCAAGAUCGCGGCGCGGCUCAAGGGCCAAGAUUCUGGUAGGUCGCAGCUGCAGAAGCUCAUGGACACGAUCGGCGGCGUCAUCAUUUGUAUCUCGGUCAUCCUCAUCAUCAUGAUGACCUGGUACGAGGUGACCGUCAACUACUGCACCAAGGACAAGUACCCGGGCGGCCUCUCCACCUGCCCGAUGGACGAGAUGAUCGACGCGCUGUUCUCGGCGCUCUCCAUCGGGACCAUCAUGCUACCGACGACGCUGCUUCUCAUGGUGACCACGUCGCUCACCCGCGGCGCCCUGAUCCUGGCAAAGAUCAACGCUCGCGUGACGAAGGUCACCGCCGUCGAGACCCUCGGCUCCUGCACCGUCAUCUGCUCCGACAAGACUGGCACCCUCACGGAGGGCGAGAUGACGGCAACCGAGAUGGCCACCGUCAUCAACGUCAAGGGCAAGUGCCAAGUCAACUGCUGGGACUUCAGGCCGACCCGCGGCUUCGACCCGCGCGGAGGUGUCUUUGUGCUGGCGGAAGGAGCAUCGACCGUCGGCGGGGCGGCAUCGCGCAAGACGGCGGCCAGCCUGCGCGUGUCGGCGGCUGCGUCUCGCAUGAGCACCGGGCCUGCUGGCGGAGGCAACGGCUGCGAGAAGGCAGCCGACGUGCACUGCGCGCUCCUCUCCGCUUACCUCAACUGCGACGGCGCCGCUUUCGAGCUGGACGACGAGGGUGACGUGGGCAAGGACGUGCCCCAAAAGUGGAAGGGGGUUGGAAAUAUGACCGAGAAGGCGCUCGUUGUCGCGGCAGCCAAGGGGCAGAUCUACGAUCCGAACAAGAAGGGGCUGCCCGAGGCCAAGUUCCCGGCCAUGCGCGACAAGUACCCCUCUGUCCACCACCUCGGCGUCCCUUUUACCAGCUCUCGCAAGAUGAUGGGCACUGUCCACGAGCUCAGUGGCAAGGGCGAGGGCUUCUAUGCCAGCGGGAUGGUGAUCGUCCCUGGUGCCACGCACAUGGCCAUCCUCAAGGGCGCACCGGACCGGCUGAUGCCGUACGUGCACGCAGUGCCGACUUGCCCGGAGAAGAAUGAGAUGGGCGACGCACGCACGCUCAAAAUUACGAGCGGCGCGAAGAACGAGACGCCCGACGCCCAGUCCCUUUUCAAGCAGGCCAACAAGGACUUUGCCGACAAGGCGCUUCGCGUCAUCCUCGUCGCGAUGCGCCCGCUGACCGCCGCCGAGGCGGAGGCGCUCGGCAAGAUGGAGGACGGCGACGAGCGGCUCACCUACCUGCUCGAGGGCAACACGACCUACCCGCUCACCUUCACCGCAAUGAUGGGCCUCAAGGACCCGCCGCGCGACGGCGUCAAGGAGUCCGUCGAGCUCGUGCAGAAGGCGGGCGUGUCGGUGGUGAUGAUUACCGGCGACCAGAAGGCGACUGCGAUGGCCAUCUCGCGCAACAUCUCGAUCAUCAGCGGCGACGCAUCCGACUCGCAGGCCCUCGCCAAGACCAGGGAGUGCGCGGACCUGCACCGCGACCCGAAGCAGCCCACCGAAUCGCCCGUCCUCGGCACGCCCGAAAAGGGCAAGCCGAUCACUAGCAUCGAGCUCGCCGAGCUGGCACGCAUGAGCGAGAUGGUGGGCCAGACUGUCACGUGGGCGCGUGCCCAGCCGACCGACAAGGAGGGCCGUAAGAUCUUUGGUAACUUGCAAAAGUACCUGCUCUUCUACCUCGGCGUGAAGGCGGCAGAGGGAUUCAUGUUUUCCACGUGCACCUUCUGCGGGCUGCCAAAGCCCAUCAACAACCUGCCAGCGCUCUUUGCCAAGAACUUCACGCACGACAUCCCGUCCCUAUCGAUCGCGUGGGAAGAGGGCGAGUCUUAUCAGAUGAAGAUUCCGCCGCGCAAGAAGGCGGUAGGCUUCGUCAUCUCAGACUUGGCCUUCUACUUGCGCUUCCUUCCCUUCCUGGCCUACUACCAGCUGCUCGUGCCGGGAGCCUUCUGGUUCGUCUAUCACAGCCACAUGGGAACCCUGUCCAGCGGGACGCACCUCGAGGAAUCGGACUCGUUUAAGACCGUCUUUGCGGGUGGCGACAUCCCCUGCUUGCGCGCGCGCGGAGAGGAUGGCCUGCCGGAGGAGCGGGCUUUCUACUGCAAGUGCCCGAAGGCCUUCGCCUUCGGCGAGGAUGGCUUUGGCUUCUCCAUCCCGGGCGUCGAACAGUGGGGGUCGGCAGCCGACAUCUCGGAGUUUGGGUACGUGCCCGAGGACAACGCCGCCUACGACUUGGCGGACGUCGGCCACUACGACUUUGAGUACCGCGGCACGACGGGCAACCUCUACCCCAAGGAGGACAACUUCGAGGGCAAGAGCUGGUCUUACGAGGGCGACCCUGCAAGCGGUGUGACCUUCACGUACGGCGGCGUGGAGGUGCUGAAGCCGUGCACAGAGCAGGACGAGGGGCAGCUCGAGUAUUGCUGGACGGGCGAGGACAAGCCGACGAUGUCCCCAUACUUCUCUUGCGAGGGAUUCGGCGUGAAGCGCUCCAACGCGGCGGGCUUCAUGCUCUUUGUCUUUGUCGAGCUCUUCCGGCUUCUGGGCGUUCGCGGUGAGGCGCCAUUCUGGGUUGAGCCGCGCGAUGGUCCCGACGGCCCCGGACAGCGCAACGGCGUCUUCUACAUGCUGUGGGUCCCGUGCAUGAGCAUCACCGUUUUCCUCAUCUUUGUGCCAGGCUUCAACGUCAUCUGCGACAUGAUCGCUCUCCCAGGCACGAUCUUCUUCGGCAUCAUUCUGUGGGCAUGCUUUGCUCUCAGCAUCGAGGAGACCUUCAAGUGCAUCCUGCGCGGCAUCCGCGAUCGCCAGCAGGCCAUUGACAUCCCGCACGCGCUGUUGGCUGGCAAGGGGCUGGUACCCCCAUGGGCCACUCGCUCCGAGGUGAAGGCCUUCAUGGAUAAGAACUCCGGCAAGGGCAUGUGGUGA